Molecule: messenger RNA, 1367 nt
Organism: Andrographis paniculata
Lineage: Eukaryota; Viridiplantae; Streptophyta; Magnoliopsida; Lamiales; Acanthaceae
Product: ethylene-responsive transcription factor ERF027-like
Exons: 1
Coding region: 7-876 (289 amino acids)
Biological process (GO): regulation of DNA-templated transcription
Molecular function (GO): DNA-binding transcription factor activity; DNA binding
Source: RefSeq, a predicted model, not a curated record
AUAUCCAUGGCCGACUCUCUAACCCAUUCUAACAUGAGUCAGAAUACCAAUUCUCCACCUUCUCAAUCUCACUCAACCCUAAACCCCUCUCCACCACAACCGCCGCCGCACCCAACAAAUCCGCAGCCGCGGCCUCCUCCGGCACCGCCGCCGCCGCCGCCCAUUCCGAGGCCGUCUUUGAAACAUACAAUUCAUGUGCACCAACUGACGGAUCAGCCGUCGCACUUGCAGCCAAGUAUUAGCACGGAAACAUUGCCGUCGCCGAAGAAGGUCAAGACAACCGCCGCCGCCGGAGCCGCCGUGAGUGCCACGUCAUCGGCUGUCUCGUCGUCGUCAUCGUCGAGCCGCCCUGGUGGCGGCGGAAAGCACCCCGUUUACCGUGGGAUAAGGAGCCGCAGCGGGAAAUGGGUGUCGGAGAUCCGCGAGCCGAAGAAGACCACACGAAUUUGGCUCGGCACCUACACCUCGCCGGAGAUGGCCGCCGCCGCCUACGACGUGGCGGCGCUGGCCCUCAAAGGCAGCGACGCCACUCUAAAUUUCCCCGAUCGGAUUAACAACUAUGCAGUGCCGGCUUCUCCGUCGCCCACGGACAUCCGCAAAGCGGCCGCCACCGCGGCGGCGUCGAUGAAGCCCGACGGUAGCGAUGAGGCCGGCGCCGCUGUUCAAUUACCGGAAAAGCCCGAAUCUCCGGCCGGCGCAGAAGCUUUGACCGGAAGCAGCCAUGAGUUCAUCGACGUGGAGGCAUUGUUUGAUAUGCCCAAUUUGCUGAUGGAUAUGGCGGAGGGAAUGCUCGUCAGCCCACCGAGAAUGGCGGCGACGCCGUCGGGGAACUCGCCGGAAAAUUCCGAUCCCGAAAACCUAUGGAGCUACUUUUGAAAUAUCAGUGCCUUCAAUUCAAAUUUAUUAUCAUUUAAGAAUUGGCAGAGAGAGAAAGAGAGAUAGAGUGAGAAAUUUUAAUUUAAUUUCAUCCCAACAUAUUCUUUUGCUAGAUCAGACAUUACAAAUUCAUUUCAGUGCUCCAAAAAAACGUAUUACAUCAAAGAAAUUGUUUUUCAAUUCUAUCGAUCAUCAGGGCAUUGUCCUAAUUUUGGUACGAUUCCAUAGCUAGGGUUUCUGAUCAGAAAAUUUCUUCCACUUGAUCGAUUGCAUUAAAAUUCACAAUAAAGGAAUAAAUAUCGAUGCUGCAUGAAAUUAGAUCUUUCAUCAUCUUCUUUCACCAGCUGCAUCUAAUUUUGGAUGAAUAUUGAAUCUUGGUGAAACUUACAGAACAAUGGAGAAGCUAAGGGUUUGAAGAAGAAAUUAGAAUAGGGAAGGAGAAGGGAGGGGACAAAAAGGUUGAAUUGAUAUUAAUGAUAAGAAAAAGUCGU